AUGGAAAAAUUGGAUCCGAAAGAAGAGGCUGCUCUUCGAGCCGAAGCGGAUCGUCUGCGCAAAAUGGCAGUCAUCGGUUUGUAGUUUUUUUUCCGAAUAAUUUCUUCCAACAUGAUUUUUUUUCAGGAGUAGCCCUUUCUAUUGGAGCAACAAUAGUGUGUUUAAUGAUUGUUCCAGCAGUUUAUAAUUAUGUGCAAAAAGUUGAAACUGUUCUACAAAAUGAAGCCGAGUUUUGUCGGGUAAGAAUAUUUCUUAAUGAAUCACAAAAAAGUGGUUUAAAAUGAUAAGGGAACACCCGGACAGGUUUUUACGCGAUUACGCGAUUUUCGAAUUUUUUAGGCAAAAUAUGAUUCGGUGAUUAGAGAAUUUGGAAAAAAGCGCGGAGAAAAACGGCAGAAAAGAAAUGAGAAUGAAUAUGGUGGAUAUUCGGCGAGUUAUGGAACUUAUGAAAGUGUACCUUUGAUGCAUUAUAAAUCACCGGAAGUUGUAGAACAUCGAGAAGAAAAGUUCGAGAAAAAAGAUGAUGAUUUCAAACAAUGUUAGUAUUUAUAUCAGUUCUUCAUAGGAGAAAAACUCAACAUAUUUUUCCAGGCUGCGGUUGCGGUUUCGGGCCACCGGGAGAAGUUGGUCCACCUGGACAAAAUGGACACGAUGGAGUUGACGGAAGACCAGGACCAGAUGGAGCUCCUGGAGCAGAUAAUCAAAGUGAUGACACCUAUAAAUCAGCAGAUCAAUUCUGCUUUGAAUGUCCGCCAGCUCCACCAGGACCACCUGGACCAACAGGACUCAAAGGGAUGCCAGGAAUUCCUGGAAAACCGGGAGAUGAUGCAACUUAUGCUCAACCUGGACCUCCAGGACAACCAGGACCAGCUGGACCAAGUGUGAGUUAUAUAGUUAUUCUGAAAAAUUUUAAUGCCCGUAGAAGGAAACAGUCGAAAACUUAUUUUUGAAAGUUUUUCAAUAUUUUCAAUUUCAGGGACCACCUGGAGAAACUGGAGAUGAAGGAGAAGGCGGGCCAGAUGGUAUUCCAAUGGAACAAAAAUCACCCCCAGGGCCUCCUGGACCACAAGGACCACCUGGACCAGAUGGACCACCUGGAAAUGAAGGACCUGCGGGAACUCAAGGAGCACCAGGACCAGACGGACAGCCAGGAGACGAAGGAAUUCCAGGACUUCCUGGAAAAGCGGGUACACCAGGAAAACCAGGACCAGCCGGAUUACACGGAAUCGCCGGGCCAUGUAAUCAUUGUCCAAACCCACGAACAGCGCCAGGUUAUUAG
Caenorhabditis angaria is the source of this 1279-nucleotide messenger RNA. The record is from the annotation of a GenBank genome assembly. NCBI's taxonomy places the organism in Eukaryota, Metazoa, Nematoda, Chromadorea, Rhabditida, Rhabditidae.